Hylaeus volcanicus is the source of this 537-nucleotide messenger RNA. RefSeq names its product histone H3-like. NCBI's taxonomy places the organism in Eukaryota, Metazoa, Arthropoda, Insecta, Hymenoptera, Colletidae. The transcript has a single exon. Gene Ontology annotation, cellular component: nucleosome. Bases 87 to 497 code for a protein of 136 amino acids. Gene Ontology annotation, molecular function: DNA binding; structural constituent of chromatin; protein heterodimerization activity. The record is from RefSeq and is a predicted model, not a curated record.
AUUUUUGGACCACGUCGAUAAGCAAAAGGAUACAGGUGUUAAAAAAGAUUUGUGUUUUUUUUUAUUCAUCUAAUUAAACGAUAAAAAUGGCUAGAACAAAACAAACAGCUCGUAAAAGUACUGGUGGAAAGGCGCCUAGAAAGCAACUGGCAUCAAAGGCGGCACGUAAGAGCGCUCCAGUCACUGGCGGAUUAAAGAAAGUACAUCGAUAUCGACCUGGUACUGUUGCAUUACGUGAAAUUCGAAGAUACCAAAAAAGCACUGAACUUUUGAUUCGUAAGCUGCCGUUUCAACGUCUUGUACGUGAGGUAGCGAACGAAUUUAAAGCUGAUUUACGAUUUCAAUCGAGCGCGAUUUUGGCGUUACAAGAAGCAUCUGAAGCUUAUUUGAUUGGUCUAUUUGAAGAUACUAAUUUGUGUGCUAUUCAUGCCAGUCGUAUAACAAUCAUGCCAAAAGAUAUUCAAUUGGCCCGUCGUAUUCGUGGUGAAAGACAAUAAUUAAUGGCUAGUAAUGCAAAACCAUCAGAACGGAUAAAAA